AUGGAUUUCGGUGCCAUAGCAAAUGGGAAGAGUGAUGACAGCAAGGCUUUUACUGUUGCUUGGAAAAAAGCUUGUGAUUGGAAUGGCAAAAGCAAGGUAUUUGUCCCACCAGGGAAAUACUUGAUCAGUUCAGUGGUGUUUGAAGGUCCAUGCAAAGGUCCAAUUUAUUUUGCUGUGAAGGGAUUUGUGAAGGCUCCUGCUGACCUUUCAACAUUGUUGAUAAGAAAAUAUGGAUUGGCUUUCGAUACCUCAACAACUUUACCCUCGCUGGAGGUGGAAUUUUCCAUGGCCAAGGACAAACCGCAUGGAAACAAAAUGACUGCCACAAAAACUCCAAAAAUAAAAUCUAUUAAUAGCAAGAAAGUUCAUAUCAACGUUUUCGCCUGCUACAACUUGAACCUAAAAUCUAUCGAGAUCUCAGCACCUGGGGAUAAUCCCAACACUGAUGGAAUUCACAUCGGCUCAUCAACUGAGAUUAAGAUUUAUGAUUCAUUGAUAGGAACUGGUGAUGAUUGUGUCUUACUCAGUCCCGAAAGUGAAAACAUUCUUGUCUCCAAUGUCUUAUGUGGACCAGGACAUGGCACCGACAAUGGUGUAAGAAUCAAGACAUGGCCCGACUCUUAUGAGGGUGUACUUUCCAAUUUCACAUUUGAAGACAUUGUCAUGAAUAAUGUCCAAAACCCCAUUGUUAUUGGUCAGGAAUAUUACCCAUAUAAUGCUUGUAACAAGAAGGUGAAGACCAGCAACGUGAAAUACAACAACAUUUUGCGCACUUCCUCCGCCAAAGUUGCAGUUAAUCUUCUGUGUAGCAGAUUGAAUCCGUGCAAAAAUGUGGAGAUUGGUGAUAUCAACUUGGUUUUCAAUGGCACUGAAGCGGGUCCAACAACGUCUUCUUGUUUAAACGUUGAGCCAAUCCUCAAAGGAAGACAUAUUCCAAUUACUUGUGUCUAG
Messenger RNA from Mangifera indica (mango), 951 nucleotides. Its product is annotated as polygalacturonase-like. The coding region runs from base 1 to 951 and encodes 316 amino acids. The record is from RefSeq and is a predicted model, not a curated record. Gene Ontology annotation, molecular function: polygalacturonase activity. NCBI's taxonomy places the organism in Eukaryota, Viridiplantae, Streptophyta, Magnoliopsida, Sapindales, Anacardiaceae. Gene Ontology annotation, biological process: carbohydrate metabolic process. The transcript is spliced from 5 exons.